Acomys russatus (golden spiny mouse) is the source of this 6904-nucleotide messenger RNA. It is a transcript of the gene Amot, whose product is annotated as angiomotin. Gene Ontology annotation, cellular component: bicellular tight junction; lamellipodium; cytoplasmic vesicle. NCBI's taxonomy places the organism in Eukaryota, Metazoa, Chordata, Mammalia, Rodentia, Muridae. Gene Ontology annotation, molecular function: signaling receptor activity. Gene Ontology annotation, biological process: hippo signaling; regulation of cell migration; actin cytoskeleton organization. The transcript has 14 exons. The record is from RefSeq and is a predicted model, not a curated record. Bases 425 to 3793 code for a protein of 1122 amino acids.
ACUAGAGACCGGAGCGAGCAGCUAGGUGGGGAGUAGCCUGGACCCGGGGCUUCCUCCCUACCCAUCCCUGGCCUCUGGCCCGGAACCAAAGCCACUUGAGCCUGCAGAGAGAAUCGUCACCUUGUCUUCAUUGCUUUCAGGGCUGCUGAGAAAGCUAACAAAAGUGAAAGAAAAAACUGUUGACUCCGUAGAAAGAAGGCUAAGAAACUAAAGAGUGACCAGUGGUUGGACUCUUGUCGGCGCUUACCCUGAACCUGAGUGUUAGGGGAGAGGGAAUCUGCUGCUGCGCUUUCUGGAGCUGCUCAUAAGCAAGAGUUCCCUAUCCUGAUCAAGGCUUUAAGCCUAAACGAAAGCAGAAAUAGGUCAAGGGCAGCCCAAGUGCCCAAUUUCUCUCUCUCUUCACAAAGCACCGCCAGCUAUAGAGAUGAGAAGUUCUGAAGAGCAGCCAAGUGGAGGAACUACAGUAUUGCAACGCCUGCUUCAAGAGCAGCUUCGCUAUGGCAAUCCCAGUGAAAAUCGCAAUCUGCUUGCCAUACACCAGCAAGCCACAGGGAGUGCCCCUCCAUUCGCCACUGGCAAUGGGAACCCAGGCCCUCAGAAUGAUGUGCUGAGUUCCCAGGAUCACCACCAGCAGCUUGUGGCACACCCUGCUCGGCAAGAACCCCAGGGCCAGGAAAUCCAGUCAGAAAGCGUCAUCAUGGAGAAGCAGCUGUCCCCUCGAAUGCAGAAUAAUGAGGAACUCCCAACCUAUGAAGAAGCCAAGGUCCAGUCCCAGUACUUCAGGGGCCAACAGCAUGCUAGUGUUGGGGCUGCUUUCUAUGUCACAGGGGUCACUAACCAGAAGAUGAGAACCGAGGGCCGCCCAUCAGUUCAGCGACUCAAUCCUGGGAAGAUGCACCAAGAUGAAGGACUUAGAGACCUUAAGCAAGGGCAUGUCCGAUCCUUGAGUGAAAGACUAAUGCAGAUGUCACUGGCUACCAGUGGAGUUAAAGCCCACCCACCUGUUACCAGUGCUCCCCUCUCUCCAUCACAACCCAGUGAUCUCUACAAGAAUCCCACCAGUUCCAGUGAAUUCUACAAGGCCCAAGGGCCAACUCCCAGCCAGCAUAGUCUGAAGGGCAUCGAACACCGAGGCCCCCCACCUGAAUAUCCUUUCAAGGGCAUGCCAUCCCAGUCUGUAGAGUGCAAGUCCCAAGAGCCAGGGCACUUCUAUAGCGAGCAUCGCCUGAACCAGCCAGGGAGAACAGAGGGGCAACUGAUGAGGUAUCAGCACCCCCCUGAGUAUGGAGCAGCCAGGCCAACGCAGGACCUCGCGCUGUCUUUGUCAGCCAGGAAUUCUCAGCCUCACAGCCCCAGUUCUUCAUUGACAACUGGGACAUCUUUGCCCUUGCUGCAGUCUCCACAAUCCGCUAGAUUGUCUUCUGGUCAACACGCCUUGGUCUCAAACCAAGGUAACCAUUCUGCUCAUCUGCCAAGGCAGCAGCAGCAUUUUCUUCCAAAUCAGAGUCAUCAGGGGGACCACUACCGUCACUCCCAGCCGGGCCUGACUCAACAGCAGCAGCCAGGAGACGCCACCUACUCAGCGAUGCCUCGGGCUCAGCAGUCUGCUUCUUAUCAGCCUAUGCCAGCUGACCCUUUUGCCAUCGUCUCUAGAGCCCAGCAGAUGGUUGAGAUUCUCUCUGAGGAGAAUCGAAACUUGCGACAGGAGUUGGAUGGAUGCUAUGAGAAAGUGGCAAGGCUGCAGAAGGUGGAGACAGAAAUUCAACGGGUCUCAGAGGCCUAUGAGAACUUGGUGAAGUCGUCUUCCAAGAGAGAGACUCUGGAGAAAGCCAUGAGGAACAAGCUGGAGGGCGAGAUUCGCAGGAUGCAUGACUUCAACAGGGAUCUGAGAGACCGUCUAGAGACUGCCAACAAGCAGCUGGCAGAAAAGGAGUAUGAGGGGACAGAGGACACCAGGAAAACCAUCUCUCAGCUCUUUGCCAAAAAUAAAGAAAGCCAGCGGGAGAAGGAGAAGCUAGAAGCAGAGCUGGCUACUGCCCGUUCUACCAAUGAAGACCAAAGGCGACACAUUGAAAUCCGAGACCAGGCAUUGAGCAAUGCCCAGGCAAAGGUGGUGAAGCUGGAAGAAGAGCUGAAAAAGAAGCAAGUGUAUGUGGAGAAAGUGGAGAAGAUGCAGCAGGCCCUAGUACAGCUCCAGGCAGCAUGUGAGAAACGUGAGCAGCUGGACCACCGACUCCGGACACGUUUGGAGAGGGAACUGGAAUCCCUCAGAAUCCAGCAGCGCCAGGGCAAUCCUCAGCCCAGCAGUUCUCCUGAAUACAAUGCCGCUGCACUGAUGGAGCUCCUCCGAGAAAAGGAAGAGAGAAUUCUGGCCCUGGAAGCGGAUAUGACAAAGUGGGAACAGAAGUAUUUGGAAGAGAAUGUGAUGAGACAUUUUGCUCUGGAUGCUGCUGCAACUGUGGCUGCACAGCGAGACACAACAGUCAUUAGCCACUCACCUAACACCAGCUAUGACACAGCCUUAGAGGCCCGCAUCCAGAAGGAAGAGGAAGAAAUCCUGAUGGCCAAUAAGCGUUGCUUGGACAUGGAAGGAAGGAUUAAGACCCUCCAUGCCCAGAUUAUUGAAAAGGAUGCCAUGAUCAAAGUGCUGCAGCAGCGUUCCAGAAAGGAGCCAAGCAAGACCGAGCAGCUAUCAUCCAUGCGGCCAGCAAAGUCUCUGAUGUCCAUUUCCAAUGCUGGAUCAGGCUUGCUUGCCCACUCCUCUACCUUGACUGGUACACCCAUCAUGGAGGAGAAGCGAGAUGACAAGAGCUGGAAGGGGAGCCUAGGCAUCCUUCUGGGUGGAGACUACCGUGCUGAGUCUGUCCCAUCCACGCCUUCACCUGUGCCUCCGUCUACUCCCCUACUCUCAGCUCACUCGAAGACAGGCAGUCGAGACUGCAGCACCCAAACUGAACGAGGAUCGGAAUCGACCAAGACCGCAGCUGUCACUCCCAUCUCUGUUCCAGUGGCUGUUCCAGUUGCUGCUGCUGCCCCUGCUGCUGCCAUCAAUGCAACUGCUGCCACCAACACUGCCACUGCUGCCACCAACACCACCGUCAUGGUAGCUGCUGCUCCAGUCGCUGUUGCUGCUGUCGCUGCUCCAGCUGCUGCUGCUGCUGCUGCUGCUGCCGCUGCCGCCCCAUCUCCAGCAAAUGCCACUGCUCUUGCUGCUGCUGUCUCUCCAGCUGCUACUGUCUCUCCAGCUGUUUCUCCAGCCGCUGCUAUCUCUCCAGCCGCUGCUGUCUCUCCAGCUGCUGCUGUCUCUCCAGCCACGGCCGUCUCUCCAGCUGCUGCUUUUCAGACUCCAGCUGCUGCAUCUCUUACUUCUGCUACUGUUUCUCCCACUCCUGCUGCUGCUACUGCUGCUGCUGCUACUGCAGCUACUGCUGCUGCUGCCGCCGCUGCUGUUCAGGUUGCUCCAGCUACUUCGGCUCCGGUUCCAGCUCCAGCUCCGAUUCCGGCUCCAGCAACGGCUCAGGCUUGUGCUCCGACUCCGACUCAGGCAUCAACUCCAGCUCCGAUUGCAGCUCUUACUCCAGCUCCGACUCCAACUCCAGCUUUGGUUCAGGCUGAGGGUCUUGCAAGUCCAGGUACCAGCUCUGGACCACGCCGUUUGUCCACACCAAAUCUGAUGUGCAAUCCAGACAAGCCAGAUGGUCCUGUUGUCUACUCCAGCACUCUGGAAAGAAAAACACCCAGUCAGAUCCUGGGACAAGAGCCUGAUGCAGAGAUGGUGGAAUAUCUCAUCUGAACGGCACCAGACAGAGCUGGAGUUACCAGAAAGAGUUCUUUUAAUAAUCUUUCCCUUUCGUUCGUUUAAUCAGGGGUGCAGAUGGGGUUGGGAGGUGGGGGAUGAUUUUCUAAAGGGACUUUUUAAUGGACUCUUGUAGUACUUAAGUAAUAUCAUGGGGAUUCCAGUCUAUUUUGGAAUACUUAGGGAGUAACUCGAAAAGAUAGGUUAAGCAGAAUGUACUCUAAAGCUUACUGUUGGACUUUAUACAAGUCAUGGACUAGAACAGGUAGUGAUGUCCAUUGAUGUUUUUCAUACACAUCAACUUGAGGUUAUUUUUCACUGAGGAACACAGUAUGUGUGGAAGACAGGUUGUAACAUGUUGUUCUGAAGGGAAGAUUCAGGGAGAGUUUAAGGACGUAUUGCUUUGUCUAGUCACUACCUAGACAACAGCCCCAGAAAGCUCUUAUUUUGGGCUCCAGAAAAGAAAGUGUCCUGGGAGCUUUGGAAGCUGGAGAAAAAGUAGAGUGUAUUGGAGUGAAGAAGGGUGCUGGAACCAAGUUUCUCUCCCAGUUGCCAGUUACCCUGCCCCCUCAUAUUGAUGGUAUUUCUCUCCAUUUCAAUGGUGCUUUGGAAGAGGAUUCUUUUAGUUCCCUCCUGGAGGUUCAUACAUUCAUAUAUAUGCAUACACAUAUACACAUACUCUGGAAUAAUUUAUGCAUUUGGACAAUUAAUAUAUUGCUUUCAGAUGGUAGGAAGGGAAAUGAGCACAGUGAGACAUGACUUCCUCUCUCAUAGGGGGUUAGAUGUUAGAGGUCUUGAUGAAGGGCUGCAUGAGAUAGUCAUCAACAUUGUUCAGUCACCUUAAAUUAGUCCAGUUGACUGACUUAGCCUUUAUUUCUUCCACAACACAGACUCACCGGCUGGGUUCACCAGCCUUUGUUUGCCAAUAAUUUGCAAAAUGAGGAAACAUCUUUGUUGACAGGUUGAAUGUGUUGAAUUUCUGGCAAAGACUUUGAAAUAUUUCAUUUGUGUCUUUCCAGAAUCCUUAGCAUGUGCCUUCAAAGGCAUAUGCAACUGGCACCUCCAAGGAACUAGCAUAAGAAGCCCAAAGUACCAGGCUGCAGUCAGGAGAGAGGUUGAUUGCAGCAAUCUCCUCAACUACCUCUUCUCACUGUCAGUGACUCCAUUUUAGAAUCCCUUUGGGAAGUAGUUGGGAAUGUAUACAUGGGCGGGACCAAACAUGGGGCCUUGCCAUAGGGCUGCCUUCAAGGACACAGAGGGUGUCGGUUGCCACAAGUCCUUGUUCUUUGUCUCUGCCCUUCAUUAAGGGGAUAGAACUGCACAUAGUAUCAUUAAGAUCAGUCUUCAGGGGUAUAGGGAGGGUAAGGGGAGGGGGCUAUUAGAUAAGAGGGGUAGAAGUUUAGCGAUGUGUUAAGUUAGAAAUCAGAUUGGUACAAGGGUAACAUAUAUAUUAUGCCAUUGGGAUAUAAUGAUGGGGAGGAACUUUAUCUAGCCAUGUAGCACUACCAUUAAUUUUAGUGAUGAGGAAUCUGAGACUUGGAAAAAUUCAGUGACUUUUUCAAGGUCACACAGCACAUCUAUCUGCUUUGCCAAUUACAUACCCAUUUUGGGAAAUGAUUGUAAAAAAGAGGAGCCUAUUUUGAAGAAAAGGCAUCCUCGUAGUCUAGGGCAUACCUACUUUAUGAAAAUCUUGGUUGAGAUAGAUUGUUUGGGUUUCUGAAUUCUUAUCUUGUCUUUGCUGGAGUGCCUUGUAUGGAAUUGGGUUUUUUUCCUCAUCCCAUUUAAUAAUUGAGCUACAUGAAAUGCACCCCUAAGAAAUCAACCCAACUAUAUUUCAUUAUAAAAUUGGGUGUCUUGGGUCUUUUUAUGUAUUCCUCUGUAAGAAUAAGAGUGAUAUAUUUACCUGUAUUCUUGUGUAGUUACUAAUUAUCUUCCAAAGGAUUUGUGUGUGUGCACAUAUGUGUGUGUGCCUAUGUGUUUCUGCGUGUAUGUAUGUGUAGAUGAUGGAAGGAAACGCAACUUUAACUAGUGCUUUUUCACAUUUUAAAUAACAAAGCAAUCAUCCAAUACAUUGGUCCUCGGAUGCAGAGUGAAUGCCUAACCAAAAUGUAAAAGGGCAGGCAUGUUAAUAAUGCUCAUUCACACAAUUUUUUUUUUGUUGCAAAGGAAAAAACCUUCAGACAGUAGAAGACUCAGACAGAAAAAACCAGGAGAGCGACUUUCUAUCUAAGCAAAUGAAUGAAAGUAAAAGAAACUUCCUGUCCUCUCAUAAUGACAUCCUGAGAUAGAAUUGGGGCUGACUCUGAGAGCCAUGAUUAGAAUCACGUUCUGUAAAGUGACAUAUGUAAUACAUUCCUCACUGUGGCAACCAUCUCUUUAGAAUCAUGUGUUUGGGGAAAGAAGAAGUCCUUGCUGAAGUACUGUUUUGAACUGCCCAGAAACACUCUGCCCUGCCACACUAGAGGCACUGCUGUUCAGUUUUCAGUCUGAAGCAAUUUGCUAGAAGGAUGUUGUACAUCAAAGAGAUGGAAGAAGACUAUGUUGGUAUAGUCAUGUAUGGAUCAUGUAGACUCCACCUUUUGAGAAAAUUUCUACUAUACAUCAGAUGAAAAAUUCAGUUCAUAUAUAAAUCUCAAAUUAACCACUUCUUCACACUUGAUUGGAUGUAAUAUUUGGCACCUAUUCCUUGUCUUCCUCCUAUCUACAGUACAAUGUAUGCAUUUUACUGGCACCACAGAAGAAGAGAGAGUUUGUUGUCUUGACUUUUACUGUCUGGUGGUGUAUGAGGAUCGUUUAAAUCUUUUGUUACCCCCAAUGUCCUAUGUCCAGCAAAAUUUCAUUUGAUUGAACUAUACUUGAUACAACACUAUUAACAUUGUUGAGGAAGUAACUUCACUUCCUUUGAAAGUCAUGUAUUGUGACUGUUGUCUUAAUGAAGGUUUGAAUUUCAGUGUUGUUUUUGAACUGCAGGGUGACGGGACAGUAGAAACUUGAAACAUCUGCCAUCAUCUAUGACAGGAGACAUACCAAGAUACCCGUCAGGUUCUCUUUUUACUUUUGCACUGUUGAGUGGGUCUAACAAACUGAUUUUCAAGCUACUUUUUAUUU